Engraulis encrasicolus (European anchovy) is the source of this 1657-nucleotide messenger RNA. RefSeq lists its product as uncharacterized. Gene Ontology annotation, molecular function: zinc ion binding. The record is from RefSeq and is a predicted model, not a curated record. The coding region runs from base 235 to 1482 and encodes 415 amino acids. Lineage: Eukaryota; Metazoa; Chordata; Actinopteri; Clupeiformes; Engraulidae. The transcript is spliced from 5 exons.
UUACGUAGCAACUUCCUCAUUGGCCGAUUGUGCAUUCCAACUUCCGGUGAACUGUCAUACUGUCGUUUCUGUGUAUACGGAGGUAAACAAUGUUCGCCUAUUCAAGUUUUUUGGGAAAUCUGCCAAGGUUGUCUUUUGCAGACGUUCAUCGUCUGGUGAACCGUCACUCGACAACACCCCGCUCCAAACUGGACAAGGGAUACAGCUUGUUUUUUGAGAAAUUCAUUCACGACUAUGAAGAUUGUUUUCCAAGCUGAAGCUCCAGAACUGCAAGGAACAUCAUGCAGCUGUACAGCAGGGAAGGUCCUCUGCAACCACCUUGUGGCCUUGCUAUUCCAGUCGGCCCAUUACUGCAUGUUGAAGGUGACAGCUGUACCACCACCUGUGCCCUGCACAAGCUCCCUUCAAGCAUGGCAUCGGCCUAGGACCAUGGGGAUCCAUGCAGAACCGGUUCAGGACUUGGUAGUCAGGAAGCCAAAGCCAUCCACCAGGAGCGUGUGCAAAUCAACACUCUAUCAAGCAUACACUGGACCCCUGCCUGAUCCCAACAUGCUGGCUAUUGGGGAGAAGCUCACAAACAUCAGGCCGCAACCACUGAUCUCGUCUGUGCUGCACGGCCUAUCGCAGCUGUCGAUGGUAGACUCCAAGUUCGGACCUGUGCCACGAGGAUCCCCCCUGUCAUACCAGUGUCCUCCUGUGGUCAAAUGUGGGGAUUACAUCCAGCACCCAGAGGCACCAGCAUUCCCGAAUCUGCCCUUAGAGGACUCAACAUUUCCCACCCAAAUUCCACAAUUUGAAAAAAACUCAAUCCAAAUUUUGCAUUUCGACACUUUAACUGUUACAUAUAAUAUGGCAAGUGACAUAGAGAAGCAGACAAGAGAACAGUCUGAGUGCCCACUAUGGCAAGCUCUACGAAAGCCGAGAGUAACAGCAAGUAGAUUUUAUGAGGUUAGCCACGUCAGAGGGGUGUCCUCUGGUGAGUCCCUGGCAUUGAGAAUACUUAAGGGCACUCGCCAGACUCCUGCCAUGAAGAGGGGGCUGGAGCGGGAGCCACAGGUGCUGGAGCACUAUGCACAGGUGUGCAAUGUCAAUGUGGGUCGCUGUGGGUUAGUCAUUCACCCUCAAGCUCCUCACCUGGGGGCUAGCCCUGAUGCAAGGGUAUAUGACCCAAAUGAAAUUCCAUGUUUUGGCCUUGCUGAGGUGAAAUGCCCAGCCAUUUCAAACAUCACACAGGCAGGACAUGUAAAAAUUACUAAUGGGAAGGCGAAACUUAAAAGAAACCACAAGUACUACUGGCAGGUUCAAGGCCAACUUGCAGUAACUGGCUUGAGUUGGUGCGAUUUCAUUACGGAUACAGAGGAGGACUUAACCAUUGAAAGAGUGUGGAGGGAUGAUGAAUUGAUUGGAGAGAUGAAGGAGAAGGUUGACGUGUACUUUUUUGGUACAUUCAUGAAUGUUUAUCUUUUGCCCAAAGAAGUGUAAUUAACCAAAUGAUUAUUGAAAGAAUUCAUGAAUAAAUGAAGUGCACGACUAAAGGUUUCCAUGAUUUCCUCGUUCGAGUACGCAAGUAUAUCCUAACAUUACACAUCUAUUUUAACAUUACAUAUUACAGAUUGCAGUUUACAAGUUAUUCUGUUUUUAUUCAAGGUAAUAUCUC